AGGCAAGAUCAAGGAAUAUUUCAGUUCCAUCUGCCGUGCAUUGGGGGAUUUUGAUUCGAUGUGAUUGAAUCUCACUCUCACAUCCAGCACCCCCUCCUCCCUCUCUCUCUCUCUCUCUCAAUCUCUCUCCAACAAGGAUGCCCAGAGUUUUACCUCUCAGUCUCCCUGGGAUCUUGCCAGUCUUGUGUUGCCUCGCAUCUCUCCCGAUCCUCGCCCACCUCUCGGUCGACACUCGAAUGGGAGAGCGGAAAGCGGCGGGGAGAGGGGCCAGGGGUCAGCCGAGAGACACCAGGACGCUGAUCCUGCUGGAUGUGAACAUCAGGAGCUCGGUUCGGACCGUGAGCGAGAACUUUCUGUCAAUCCAAAUAGAUCCCGCUGUGGUGCAUAAUGGUUGGAUCGACUUCCUAAGCUCCAAAAGGCUGGUAACGUUGGCACGAGGUUUGGCUCCUGCCUUCCUCUGGUUCGGUGGCAAAAGGACAGAUUUUCUCCAGUUCCAGAAUCACCGGAAUCUGGCGAAGCACAGGGGAGAACUGGGGCCAGAUUACUACCUUAAAAACUACGAAGACGACAUUGUCCGGAGUGACAUCGCUUUGGACAAGCAGAAAGGCUGUAAGAUCGCCCAACACCCGGAUAUCAUGCUGGAGUUACAGAGGGAGAAGGCGUCGCAUGUGCAGAUGGCUCUGACUAAAGAACAAUUUUCCAACACCUACAGCAACAUCACAUUAACAGCCAGGUCUCUAGACAAACUGUACAACUUUGUCGAGUGCUCCGGCUUGCACCUGAUUCUCGGCCUGAAUGCCUUGCUGAGGAACCCCGACAACUCCUGGAACGGUUCCAGUGGCCUGAGUCUCCUCAAGUACUGUGCAGGCAAGAAGUACAACAUCUCCUGGGAGCUUGGAAACGAGCCCAACAGCUACCGGACCAUGGUGGGAAGGACCAUUAAUGGCAGCCAGCUGGGGAAGGACUACAUCCAGCUCAAGAACUUGCUUCAGUCUGUCCGGUUCUACACAAAAGCCAGUCUGUACGGCCCGAACAUUGGCAGGCCCCGCAGGAACACUGCAGCCUUGCUGGACGGGUUCAUGAGGACAGCAGGGACAGUGGUCAGUGCAGUAACAUGGCAACAUUACUACAUUGAUGACCAAACAGCAAAUGUGGCUGAUUUUAUGAAAACCCGCUUGCUGGACACUCUGUCGGAUCAGAUUACCAAGGUACACAGGGUGGUGAACUCUCAUGCACCAGGGAAGAAGGUGUGGCUUGGGGGAGUAGGGCCAGCAUGGGCUGGAGGAACUACCAACCUUUCGGACACGUACGCAGCAGGGUUUCUGUGGUUAAAUACUUUGGGAAUGUCAGCCAAGCAGGGGAUAGAUGUGGUGAUUCGUAAUUCCUUCUUUGACCAUGGAUAUAAUCACCUUGUGGAUCAGAACUUCAACCCCCUACCGGACUAUUGGCUUUCGCUGCUUUACAAGCGACUGGUGGGAACCAAAGUCCUCACUGUUCAAGUGGCAGGGCUGCAGAGGAAACCCAGGCCUGGGCGAGUGAUACGGGACAAACUGAGAAUCUACGCCCAUUGCACCCACAUCCGCAAUCACAAUUACCUGCGGGGAUCCAUUACCAUUUACAUCAUCAACCUCCACAGAUCAAGAAAGAAAAUAAAGCUGGCUGGAACGCUGAGGGACAAGACAGUUCACCAGUACCUGUUCCAACCGUACGGAGUUCAGGGCUUGCAAGCAAAGUCUGUGCAGCUGAAUGGACGACCGCUAGUAAUGAUAGACGAUGAAACCUUUCCCGAACUAAGACCACGAACACUCCGCGCUGGAAGAAUUGUGGUGGUUCCUCCUCUCUCCAUCGGAUUCUAUGUGGUGAAGAAUGCCAACGCCCCAUCUUGCAAAUUCCGAUAGCCAAGAUGCCCGGACACCAACUACCUGCCACCUGGUCUUGAGCAUUAAUGUAAAACAGAAACAGCUGGCCAUUUCCGUUCCUGUCUGAAACCCCUCUGACAACAGGGCCUCAAAACCCCCUGACAGGUCAAAAUGUGACGUCCCUCUCCUACACCCCUCCUCACCUCCACCCCCACCUCGCUCCAUGACCCCAGUCUUGUUUGACACCUUGUUAUCUGCUUCAGGUAGCAGCUCAGAUGCUGCAGCAGUUGUAAUCGUCUUCAAUGAAUGACCUUUCCUUCAAAUAAAACAGCACCAUCCUCCAGCAUGUUUAGUGCUCUGACAACAUGUGAAACCCGAGCUGCCUUAUACAAUGCCUCAGACACCUUCUGAACAGCAGAGUUAUUUUUCUAGUCAAAUAAGGUAAAUCAGACUCAGAAUAUCCUUGGCAGCCUCUUCAAAACUUCCAAUUAGCCACUUUUCUAUUGUCAGUCUGUUCUGUGUAAGCGGAAGAGAAUGCGUUUGCAAACUAACCUUUUCCUCAGCUUCCCUGAAGUUUCAGUGGGUCAGUUUGCACUUUUACCGUCUGUAACUGGGCUGCCCUUGCAUGGAUCACUCCCAGUUUAUCUGUGCUGAUUUAGCUCAUCGUCCGCUCAUCUGCUGCUAGGCAGCUACUCCGACCAGUCGCAGUGCCCCUUAGUUUGGAAGGUGUGGGAGUUAGAAGAGAGGGCAGUGUUGAGCAAAUCAGCCACAGUACCCAUAUUCAUUAGCACUGCUGGAGAGUUACGCGCAUCAGUGACAACUGAUUCAGGCAUGUUCACAAUGUCAUCCAUGGCACAUGCCAUCUGGGUGAAGUGGGUGACGAGUCAUUGAGGUGUCCCAUCCAUGAGUUAGGUAGCAUUGUCUGGAAAAGCACGGACGUCACAUGACAGCAGAUUAUGGUCCAACAGGUUCAUUUGAAAUCCAAGCUUACGGAGCCUGGCAAAGGAUCAGCGCACCGAAAGCUUGUGAUUUCAAAUAAACCUGUUGCACUAUAACCUGUAUGACUGCUGGCCUUGUCCACCCCAGUCCGACACUGGCACCUCCAUAUUAUAGAAAAGCAAAGAGAGAAUUGCCAGGGAUAAGAAACCCAACUAAGCAAUGUGCUUCUCUCAUUCGUAACCUCCGUAUGGUUUGCUAGAGGCUGUUUGUGGUACGGGAUUAUUCUCAUUGCGUUGAGCAUUGGCACAAGUCCCAAAUAAGUAUCCAAUUGCUGUUUUCUUCCUUUCUUCUGGAUGUCACUGAAUGAUACAAUCGCAGAAAAGGCCCAUUGUGUGUCUGUCUGGUUGUGGAUACAGCCUGACCAGUGAGUCUCACUGACCUGCACUUUCCCCCAUAGCCUGACAAUUCUUCCUUUUCUUUCUGUGAAGUGUUUGUACAGUUCAAAGUAGAACAGCCAUUGAGAAUUCCACCCCCAUCACUCUCCUGUAUUGAUCUGUCCUUGUGAUAAAAUUAACUUCACUUCCCGUAGAACACCCCUGCAUUGAAAGAUUCCAGCAAACAAGCAGAAUCUCGAUACAUUGCCUGUGAAUUUAUCAAUUCGAAAGGCAAUUUCCAUUCUUUAGUGGGGGGUGUGGGGGAAAAUACUUAAAUAGCUUUCACCUCUUCUAUUUUGAAAAAGAAUUCUGUACCCUUGCAUCCAUGAGGUGUUUACUGUAAGGAAUGUGCCUUCUGUGGUGAAUUUGAAAACUACAUUAGUUGAAGAAUUUGCACAGACCCACAAGGGAAUCUGUGACUGAACUUUCGAGAGAGGUAAGUUGCGAUACAAAUGGCCUGGGAGAGACACAAGGCUAGACCAAAAACAGUGGGAGGAGCUGCAAAGGUUGGAGUUACUUUUCUCAUUCCUUUUUGAAGUGAAUAACUCAUUCACAGAAUGUUUAUGGCGAGAUUGCUGUGGGAGUCUGUCCAUCCCAUGGCAUCCCCCUUCCUUUCAUCCCAUCCCAACUCCCAUUCCACGUCUCCCAUGCCUUCCACCUGCUCCCCCAUCCACAACACACGUGCGACUGAACCCUUACCUGAAAUGAGGAACCAUCUAGUAUUAAUGGACAGUUCCAAACAAAAGAUGGAUCAGUGAAGGGUCAACUGAUUCCUCAAUAGUCCCUUUGGUAGAGAAACUUAAUCAACUGAAGGACAGAAAGUGAUGGAUAUACCUGAUAAAACUGUUCAUCGUCAGGAUGAAACAUUAGAACUUGUCUCAUCCCAAUCUUUAUGAAUCUAUAUAAGCUCCACAGUUGAUAGUCCAGCGCACCAUAUCCCACAAAUGUCUACCCAUUAGCCCCAUAAUCUUGCCUUAUAUUCCUUUGCAUUUUAACAUUAUGCAUUAGUGACACACAGCUAACCACAUAAAAUGUCAUGUUAAAUUGUCCAACAGUACUAUGUAAUUAGCAGUACCAGAAACAGAAGAUAUUAACAACACUUAAUAUAUUUGAUGUCUCGCUUAUGA
This is a messenger RNA of Hemiscyllium ocellatum (epaulette shark), 4359 nucleotides long. RefSeq names its product heparanase 2 (gene hpse2). Gene Ontology annotation, molecular function: hydrolase activity, acting on glycosyl bonds. The record is from RefSeq and is a predicted model, not a curated record. Gene Ontology annotation, cellular component: extracellular matrix; membrane. Lineage: Eukaryota; Metazoa; Chordata; Chondrichthyes; Orectolobiformes; Hemiscylliidae. The transcript has 12 exons. Bases 138 to 1898 code for a protein of 586 amino acids.